UCCCGGUUGCGAUGCUGUGCGGCAGCGAGUGCGCGCAAUUACGCAACACCCCCGCCUGUCCCGCGAGCUCUAACCGGAUCAGCGUCUCUCCUCAGCCUCUCCGGUCCCGCAGCCCGACCUGACACCGGCCAGCUCUCAGCAGACCGACCGUCUCGUGACUCCAACCAGCUCCAGCUGCCAUGGGAAAGGAGAAACUCCACAUCAACAUCGUCGUGAUCGGCCAUGUGGACUCCGGCAAGUCCACCACCACGGGCCACCUCAUAUACAAGUGCGGCGGCAUCGACAAGAGAACUAUCGAGAAGUUUGAGAAGGAAGCUGCUGAGAUGGGGAAGGGGUCGUUCAAGUACGCCUGGGUGCUGGACAAGCUGAAGGCUGAGAGGGAGCGCGGCAUCACCAUCGACAUCUCGCUGUGGAAGUUUGAAACCAGCAAGUACUACGUGACCAUCAUAGAUGCCCCGGGUCACAGGGACUUCAUCAAGAACAUGAUCACCGGGACCUCCCAGGCAGACUGUGCCGUGCUGAUUGUGGCGGCCGGUGUGGGAGAAUUCGAGGCAGGUAUUUCCAAGAAUGGACAGACCCGUGAGCACGCCCUCCUGGCCUACACGCUCGGGGUGAAGCAGCUCAUCGUGGGCAUCAACAAGAUGGACUCCACCGAGCCCAACUACAGCCAGAAGCGCUACGAGGAGAUCGUGAAGGAGGUGAGCACCUACAUCAAGAAGAUCGGCUACAAUCCGGACACCGUCGCCUUCGUGCCCAUUUCAGGCUGGAACGGAGACAACAUGCUGGAGCCGAGCCCCAAUAUGACUUGGUUUAAAGGGUGGAAGAUCAAUAGGAAGGAAGGCAAUGCAUCAGGGACAACACUGCUGGAGGCUCUGGACGCCAUCCAGCCUCCGACCCGUCCAACAGACAAACCUCUGCGUUUGCCCUUGCAGGACGUCUACAAGAUAGGAGGUAUUGGAACGGUGCCUGUAGGCCGCGUGGAAACAGGCAUCCUAAAGCCUGGCAUGGUGGUGACCUUUGCCCCCGUCAACGUGACCACUGAGGUGAAGUCUGUGGAGAUGCACCAUGAGGCUCUGACCGAGGCUCUUCCUGGCGACAACGUGGGCUUUAACGUCAAGAACGUGUCUGUCAAGGACAUUCGCCGUGGAAACGUGGCCGGCGACAGCAAGAACGAUCCUCCGCAGGAAGCUGCCAACUUCACCGCUCAGGUGAUCAUCCUCAAUCAUCCCGGCCAGAUCAGUGCUGGUUAUGCUCCUGUGCUGGACUGUCACACUGCUCACAUUGCCUGCAAGUUUGCGGAGCUCAAGGAAAAGAUUGAUCGUCGCUCCGGCAAGAAGCUUGAAGACAAUCCCAAAGCCCUCAAGUCUGGAGAUGCUGCCAUCGUAGAUAUGAUUCCUGGCAAGCCCAUGUGUGUUGAGAGCUUCUCUGAGUACCCACCACUGGGUCGUUUUGCGGUGCGAGACAUGCGUCAGACUGUGGCCGUCGGCGUGAUUAAGGGCGUGGAGAAGAAGGUCUCCACCACUGGUAAAAUUACCAAGUCCGCCCAGAAGGCCCAGAGGAACAAAUGAAUGUUGUGCUACACUGCCGACCCCAAGGUCUCCCAGGGCAGGACAUCAGUCAUCCAACUCCAUCCUACAAUUGGCUGCUUCAACUUAAUAAUUAAAGACUGGUUAAUCAUCACAAUGCAUCGCAAAAGCAUUCGAAGGAAAGAAAAACACGUAGAUCUUUAGUCCUUGAGGCGGCACUCCUGACUCCAUUUCAGUGGUUAGAUUACCAUUACGUACAGUGUAAUAUCAAAAAGAUAGUUUUAAAUGUGCACUGUUGGUUUGGUUCAUGGCAAUACCUUUCUUUGAUAUUGAGAAAUCGAACAGUUAGAGAUACUGUAAUUUAUCAUCUCUAUAGCUCUCUGGAGUGCAGGUCCUGGUCUCUUUACGUGGUACAUGUUGUCCUGCUUUUAGUGUUUGUUUGCAACUACAUGGUGCUCUGUAGGAGCCUAUGGCAAGAAGCAAAAUCUAUAUUCUUCUGAGUAGUGGAUUAGUGGAAAAUUUGUUGUGUUUUAGCUUUAAAAAGCACUUAAAACAAAAUGGUCCAAAUGUGUUCUUACUAAGGGACUCAGAGUAGACCGCCUGUUGAAUCUUAAAGCACUUUGAUUGGCGUUUUGCUAACUUUGCACAUGCACUGGAGAAGUUUAAAUUGGCAUCAGCUUCUGCACCUUAUUGUAAGAUGGCAUGAGCCUCUUUGCAACAUUAAACAUAUUUCAACCAAAA
Acanthochromis polyacanthus (spiny chromis) is the source of this 2267-nucleotide messenger RNA. RefSeq names its product eukaryotic translation elongation factor 1 alpha 1a (gene eef1a1a). Gene Ontology annotation, biological process: translation; translational elongation. Lineage: Eukaryota; Metazoa; Chordata; Actinopteri; Pomacentridae. Bases 180 to 1568 code for a protein of 462 amino acids. The record is from RefSeq and is a predicted model, not a curated record. Gene Ontology annotation, molecular function: GTPase activity; GTP binding; translation elongation factor activity. The transcript is spliced from 8 exons.